Molecule: messenger RNA, 5131 nt
Organism: Rubroshorea leprosula
Lineage: Eukaryota; Viridiplantae; Streptophyta; Magnoliopsida; Malvales; Dipterocarpaceae
Source: the annotation of a GenBank genome assembly
AUCAGUUAAACUUCACAGACCCUCUAUUUAUACAUCCAGAAGCGUCUGGAGCCAUGCCACCGAGAAAGAGCAGAGACAAAGAGGUUCAGCCAGCCCAGGCUGAACAUGCAGAUGAUAGUCCACUCCACUCUGAGGGUGAAAAUGAUCCCAUCACUUUUCUCCCAGUGUCACCUCUGGCAGAACGGUCCUAUGGGAAUCCAGUAUUUAAGGAGAAAGAAGCAGACCGUGGGGGUGACUUUACUGAAUCAAGUAAUGUGUUUAGAGGUAUGACUGAACAUCUGGAUUUAGCAUUCAAAGAACAGAACCAGGCUAUGCGGAGACUUGUUGACAGUCAAGCAGAAUCCUCCAGACAUCAAGAAGAGCUAAUUGGACAAUGUAUAGAAGACAUGAGACAGGUCUUUGAAGAAGGCACUAGGGUGAUGCAAGAAACUGGGGAAGAAAGUCGUAGAACAUUGCAAGCUGUUUCAGAACAAGUGGUUGAGCAAGUGCGACAGCCUAGACUUGAGAUCCCUCCUCCAGUCCAGAAUUUCUUCAUGGGUGAAGGACAAAGACAGCAUGAACCAAUGGAGGCUGUUGCUCCUGUUGCAAACCAUGGCCAUCAACCUCAGCAUAGGUAUAUUCCGCCAAGUAGGAGGGGAAAUGUGGGUCCUCAUCAUCAACCCUACCCAAGAGACUUUUUCCAGCCACAAGUUCCUCCAGCCCAACCGAUACAGCACGGUCUGCAGAAUCAACCAGCUCAAUUAUUCAAUAGAGAUCAGCUAAUAGAUCUGGUACAAGAAACCUAUGGACCAGCCUUGAGACCAUUGGUACAUCCAGCCUACAGGAAGCCUUAUCCAGACGUCAUUGAUCAUGAAAAUCCUUCUCCAAGGGGUUUUAAAGUGCCUGAGUUCACUUUAUUUUCUGGUGAGGUUGGUCAGUCCACUAUUGAACAUAUUGGACGCUUCACAAUACAGUGUGGAGAGGCAUCUGGAGAUGAUAACUUGAAACUCAGACUGUUCCCUAGCUCUUUGACUGGGACAGCCCUUACUUGCGUCUAUGGCAGACUUGUCGAGGAAUUUGUCAAGCUGGCUCAGAAUGGUUUGGACAUUGAGCUCCGAAAGAAAUUUGAGGGGAUGGAAUUCCGAGACUUUUAUGAAUUGUCUUAUAAAGUGGCUCGGUAUGAAAAUCUGCUGAAAGAAGAUGUUCAAAAGAAAGCUGCAUCACAUGGAACCUAUUACAGUGACCCUAAUUUUGAUCUUGAUGUGGCUGAGGUUGUUACAGACAAGCCUGUUGUUUGUCUAGACCUUGUCAGACCAACUCACCAGCCUGAGACGUCUGUGAGACAUUAUGUUGGUAAGGUUGGGAAACAGUAUACUUUUGAUGUGUUAAAAGCUAGUGAUAUAUUUGACUACCUUAAAGAGAGUGGUCUGAUUAAGCUGCCACCGGGACAUAAAAUCCCGACUGCGGCUGAAAUUGGAGCUAGAGAUUAUUGCAAAUUUCAUAAUUCUUGGAAGCAUUCUACUGAUAAUUGUCUUAUUUUUCAUAAUGUCUUACAAGAAAAAAUUGAUAAAGGUAUCUUGAAAUUUCCAAACAAAGCAAAGGAAACCAUGGGAGUGGAUGCAGACCCUUUUCCAACUGUCUCUGUCGGCGUGAAUGAUGCAAACCUCAGGAGUGUUGCCAGAAAUCGUAGUCUACAUUAUGCUCAAAGGAACCUUGCUACUAAAGACUUGAGGUGGGUGCUUGAGGCACAGAGAUCCAGACAUAGCAGAAGCGUCAAGUCAAACCAACAGAGGCUUGGGGGGCAAGGAAGGAUCAUUGUGACCAGGAGCUUCAGCCCAGAAAGUACCAGACCUCAUUCAGAGGGUACUAAGCCUCCAAGGAUGGUCAAACCGCCACUCAGGUCACCUUCUAGACAGUGGGAGAAAGUCAGUCAUCCCAAGUUUCUAACCCAGAAUCCCAGAACCUUGAGGCGCAGACUACAACGCAAGAAGGCUGAAGAGAGAAAAAGGCAACAGAAGCAGACAGAGGCUGAGGGAAGUUCAUCUCGCAGACCACGCCAACCUACCAAAAGGAAUAUGGUUUGGGUGGCAUCUAUCAUUGUGAGUCCAGACGGAGUUUUGAAAGCAACUUUUGAAGCACAAGAACAGUUUGAGAAUCGCGGAGCUGAAUCAAAAGAAGAUGGCACUAUUCAUUUUGGGGAAUUCUUAGUGAAUUUGUCAUGUCUGGUGCUGACAUUACCCUUGGUUUUCCAAGCCAAGAAGGAGAAGGAACCAAUCAUCUGUGAGUUCCCAGAACAGAUAGAAGAAGAGGUAAUCAUUGUUCCAGCUCAGGAUGAUGAAGAGGAGGACAUGGCUGACAAAAUUGUCCGUGUCUUGGUGGAUAAUGGAGCUGCAGUCAAUGUCUUUCCAACUUGCAAGCUCUACAAAAUAGGCAAGUCUCGUGAUGAUUUAGUGCAUACUGAGGUUACAAUUAUGGGAAAUAAGACACUGAUGUUUGCGUUUUUUGUGGUGGAUACUGUUGCUACUUAUAAUGCACUUUUGGGGCGUGACUGGAUUCAUUCAAGUUGGUGUGUCCCUUCUUCACUUCACCAAAAACUGAUUUUCUGGAAUGGUGGCAAAGUUGAGGUGGUGUCUGCAGAUGAUAAGCCUUUUUCAGCCAACACCCACCUGGUGGAGGCUAGAUAUUAUGAAGAAGACAUUGGAAAGAGAAAAGCCAUGUUGGAGAUAACAAAGAAAUUAGCAGCCUAUUUUGCUGAAAAAGCAGUUCAAGUAGAUAGGUCUGAAAUUGUUCAUGAAGGUGAGGAGGCAGACCAAGGUGAUGAAAUAACUUUGGAGGAGCUGGAUUUGGCCCCAGCCAAGUUGGAUGAUUUAAAAGCUGAAGUUCAAGACCCACUAGAGGAGAUCAAUCUAGGGUUUGAAAGUGAACCAAAGGAUUACUUAGAAAUGCCAGGUCUGGAUCAUAAAUUGGUGGAACAUAAACUACCAAUUGCAGAAGGAUUCAGAUCGUAUAAACAGCCGCCCAGACGCAUGUCUGCAGAGGCCACUUUGAAGGUGAAAGAAGAAAUUGAGCGGCUGGUAAAUGCUGGAUUCAUUCGGACAUGCAGGUAUGCAGAAUGGUUGUCAAAUGUAAUGCAUGUGCUGAAAAAGAAUGGAAAAUUAAGAGUUUGUGUUGAUUUCCGAAACUUGAAUUUAGCUACACCAAAGGAUGAGUAUCCUAUGCCAAUUGCAGACUUGUUGGUUGAUGGAGUAGCCCUUCACAAAAUCUUAUCCUUCAUGGAUGGCCAUAGUGGGUACAACCAAAUUUUUAUUACAGAUGCAGACGUUCCAAAGACAGCCUUUCGAUGCCCAGUGAAGUCACAUGGGGAAGCAGAUCGCCUGGUUCAUUUGAAGAAGGCUUUUGAGCGGAUGAGGCAACAUGGUUUGAAAAUGAACCCACUAAAGUGUGCCUUUGGAGUGUCUGCGGGUAACUUCCUUGGGUACUUGGUGCAUGAGCGUGGUCUAGAGGUUGACAAGAACAAAGCCAGGGCUGUGAUUAAGGUGAAACCACCACAGAACAAGAAGGAGUUGCAAAGAUUUCUUGGCCAACUUAAUUUUUUAAGACGUUUCAUUUCUAACUUGGCUGGGAAAACUAGAGCCUUUUCUCCUCUGUUGAAACUCAAGUCUGAGGCGGAUUUUAAGUGGGAAGAACACCACCAGUCUGCCUUUGAUAUGAUAAAGCGUACAAAAACUAUGUCUGGAGCUGGAGUCGUGGUAAUCUCCCCGUCUGGGCUAAAAACACAGAUGUCUUUCCAGCUGGAUUUUGAUUGCACAAAUAAUCAAGCAGAAUAUGAAGCUUUGAUUAUUGGUCUUGAGAUGUUGGUGGAGCUUAAAGUAUCCAUGGUUGAGGUAAUAGGGGACUCACAGCUAGUCUUGAAGCAAUUGUCUGGUGAGUACAAAUGUACUAGUCUUGCUUUAGCCCCUUAUUUUGCCUUGGCUGUGCAAUUAUUGGAAGAGUUUGACGAUGUGUCCAUUAGACAUGUGCCUAAAGACCAGAACUAUGAAGCUAAUGAAAUGGCCCAAAUUGCUUUAGGAAAAGCUAUGAUGAACUACUGCUACGUUGUCUGGGUCCAGAUGAAAGUUUCCAAAUGCUGUCUGAUGUCCAUGAUGGGAUUUGUGGGCUGCAAAUCUUAUCAGAUCUAUGGGCCACUUCAAAGAGUUCUAGCCUCUGAACUUAAUUCUAUUGUGAAACCAUGGCCAUUUCGAGGCUGGGCUAUUGAUUUAAUUGGUAAGGUGUAUCCCCCUUCAUCCAAAGGUCAUUCAUUUAUUAUAGUGGCAACGGAUUAUUUUACCAAAUGGGUGGAGGCUAAACCAAUGAAGAAGGUAGAUCAAUAUGAUGUAAUCAAGUUCAUCAAAGAGGACAUUAUUCACAGAUUUGGUCUGCUAGAAACAAUUACAACAGACCAAGGCACAGUUUUUGUCAGCCAUCAAGUGGAGGCAUUUGCAAAGGAAAUGGGUUUCCAUCUGUUAAAUUCUACUCCUCAUUAUGCACAAGCUAAUGGGCAAGCGGAGGCUUCUAAUAAGGUGGUGAUUAAUUUGCUUGAAAAAAUGGUGGAUGACAACCCCAGACGCUGGCAUGAACUGUUGGAAUAUGAUGAGGCUAUGAUGCUUGAACUUGAGGACCUUGAAGACACACGUUUGGCAGCUUUGGAUAGAUUGCAAGCUCAAAAACUCAAAAUUGCAAAGUCUUACAACAAGAGGGUAAAAGGUAAAAAUCUGGCAGUUGGUGACUUGGUCUGGAAAGCAAUUUUACCUCUUGGCAAAAAAGAUCACAGAUUUGGGAAAUGGUCCCCAAAUUGGGACGGACCAUUUCAAAUUCAUGAAGUGUUGAGAGGGGGUGCUUAUUGGUUGGAGUCACUUGAUGGGGAGCUUCACCCUAGAAAAAUCAAUGGAAUUUAUCUCAAGCCUUAUUACCCCACAGUCUGGGAGGCAAGAGGCUUAAAGUCCCCAGAAGCUGUCUGAGCCAGGUUCAUGCUUCUGUCUGUGCAUAAAUAAGUUGAUUUGCUUUCAUGUGUUUAUUCCAAAAUGAGAGCAAGUUUGAUCGAGCAGCCAUGACUGGCUGUGGAUGGCUGGAUGCGUUCAGAUAGAGUCAGCUGUAAAAAAGUUAGGAAUACCUG